GUGAAGCUGAUUGCAUGACUCGAACUCGGGCGUUUUUGAAGUCGUCUGAUAAUGCGCAAUAAGAAAAACUAUACCUGACGUACAGGGAUAUGUAGCUGACCGUCAUCGGCUAUGCUGGUGCAAUACGUCAUCAACUUUACCCCUCUACCCCUCACUGGAUUGCUCAACCGCCAUACGGUCGAAAAGCUCUCCAACCCAAGCUUCCAGCUUGUCAUGUAGAGAGCUAGGUGAGAUCUACAGGCAACGGCAUGUGAAACAGCCUCAGCCUUGCGUGCAUCAGGUCAUGCCUAGGUGAAUUGAGUUUCACAUCCCCCAUCACACUCCAGACAUACUCGUCCACAUGGAUCCUCAUCGGCCAAGGCAUGUAGUCAUAGUUGGUGGCGGAAUAAUCGGGUCCACCACGGCCUACUUUCUCACGCGACACCCCGCCUUCAACCCGGCCAUACACCGCAUUACCUUACUAGAAGCCAGCUCCAUCGCCGCCGGCGCAUCGGGCAAGGCGGGCGGCCUCCUUGCGCUCUGGGCCUAUCCCCAAUGUCUCGUGCCCCUAUCCUACUCCCUGCACACCAAGUUGGCAGCUGAACACGGUGGUGCUGAACGGUGGGGCUAUCGGCGAGUGGAGUGUGGCCAACUCACUGCUACGGUUGUCAAGAGCAAGAAAUUGCCGAGUGGGGGUACACUCAAGAAGCAGGAAACGCCGGCGAAGGACGGGCAGGAUUGGCAGAAGCUGCCCAAGCAAGACCAAGCUGCCGCUAAACUGCUGCAAGAAUCGGCGCUGCCUUUCGAUCUCGAUUGGAUCAAUGGCAGUCUAGUGCGUGAAUACGCCGAGAUGGGGAUGCCGGGUCAUACCGAGACAGCCCAAGUACAUCCACAUCAGUUUACCACGUCAAUAGCGGCUUUGGCGCAAGAGCGUGGUGUGGAUAUCAAGCUCAAUGCCCGCGUCACGAAACUAGGUCUCAGUCCUAUGAAAGAAGAAGUCGAAGCCGUUGAAUACCUAGACCGGAUAUCAAACGAGACAGAGACGAUAAAAGGUGUUACAGAUAUCGUGGUGGCAGCUGGCCCCUGGACGGGCCGCCUUUUACCCAAGACGAGCAUCGAAGGCUUGAGGGCGCAUAGUGUUGUUUUUCAGGCCAAUGUAAGUCCGUACGCCGUGUUCACCAACAUUACGCUACCAAAGGACUGGAAACCGGCACAUCGUGACAAGAAGCGGCACAAGGGAAAUGUGGAUCCCGAGAUAUACGCACGUCCUGGCAAUGAGGUGUACGCUUGUGGCGAGCCUGAUUCGACGAUACCGCUGCCGGAAACAGCAGAUGAGGUUGAAUGCGAUGAAUCCCAGUGCGAUGACCUGAUAUCAUACAUUGGCACCGUCAGCCCUGUGUUGGGGGCGGCACCGAUAGCAGCUAAGCAGGCAUGCUAUCUACCAAGACAUAUACGUUUUGGGGAUGAAAGGGGUCCACUGAUAGGAGAGCUCAACGUAAAGGGGCUAUUUGUGGCUUCGGGGCACACGUGUUGGGGUAUACAGAAUGGGCCGGCGACAGGGAAGCUGAUGAGCGAGUUCAUCUUCGAUGGUGAAGCGACGAGUGCGGAUAUCAGCGUGCUAGACCCUAAGAAGUUCAAAGUCGGGGUAUAACCUGACACUGGGUUGGUUGAAUGCUGUUUUGGCAUGGCCGGCCUAGAUGACUGGCUGAAAGGGACCUUGAGAUAUAAGAGAGCUACAGGGCAUCACAAAGUCCUCGGUCUCAUAGGAAUACGGCUUUAGAUCCUUGUCCCUGCUUUUGAAUCCGAGCCUGGCAUUUUCAACAAUAGUAAAAUGGAGACGAUGAAGUAAUAGAUAUGUUCUCUUGGAAGAAAUACACAUGGAUUCGUCCUCUCGAAAGAGGGACGUUGUCCUAAACAUGAG
Messenger RNA from Pseudomassariella vexata, 1900 nucleotides. RefSeq names its product FAD dependent oxidoreductase. The record is from RefSeq and is a predicted model, not a curated record. The transcript has 3 exons. Gene Ontology annotation, cellular component: cytoplasm; late endosome. Gene Ontology annotation, biological process: retrograde transport, endosome to Golgi. Gene Ontology annotation, molecular function: oxidoreductase activity. Lineage: Eukaryota; Fungi; Ascomycota; Sordariomycetes; Amphisphaeriales; Pseudomassariaceae. The coding region runs from base 341 to 1630 and encodes 429 amino acids.